Messenger RNA from Ailuropoda melanoleuca (giant panda), 371 nucleotides. RefSeq names its product anoctamin-2-like. The annotation marks the transcript as partial. The record is from RefSeq and is a predicted model, not a curated record. Gene Ontology annotation, molecular function: intracellularly calcium-gated chloride channel activity. Gene Ontology annotation, cellular component: plasma membrane. NCBI's taxonomy places the organism in Eukaryota, Metazoa, Chordata, Mammalia, Carnivora, Ursidae. The transcript has 3 exons. Gene Ontology annotation, biological process: chloride transmembrane transport.
AGGUUCCAAAAACAGAACAGACUUUUGAAGAACGCCUGAUACUCAAAGCUUUCUUGCUAAAGUUUGUCAAUGCCUACUCGCCCAUCUUCUAUGUAGCCUUUUUCAAAGGGAGGUUCGUGGGCAGACCUGGAAGCUACGUUUACGUGUUCGAUGGUUACCGCAUGGAAGAGUGUGCUCCGGGGGGCUGCCUCAUGGAGCUCUGCAUCCAGCUCAGCAUCAUCAUGUUGGGGAAGCAGCUGAUCCAGAACAACAUCUUUGAGAUCGGAGUCCCGUAUGUAAUGACGUCGUCUCCCCCCACUUGCCGCCAGGGCCUAGCCCCGCACGGCCAGACUUCCAGCAGGACGUUCCGGCCCCUCCUCUCCGAGAGUCCG